GUUUCAUCUUGAUACUUUUGUUCUUUUAGUGAUCUUCCUUGAUAUCUUUCAUCAUUUUCUUUUGAUUGAUUCAUUCGGAUCGACUCUUUCUACACUUUUCAAUGGUUCUGUUGAAUUCCAUCGGAUUUCGAAUUUUUUGGCUAUUGACUAAAAUUGUUUGGACACGUGUCAUACUAAAAAAUUAAAAACUCUAUACACAAACAUUAAGUGAGUUAAAAACAAAAAUUUAAAGACUAUUAAUCCUUUGAAAAUUCUAAUUGGGCCGCUGAGUUAGUAAUAGUAUAUACUACAAUCUGGAUCGGAUAUGGGAUAUGCCCAGUUUAACAGGCACUGAAAAAUAAUUAGCCCAUAAACUGAAUAAUAGUUGUGUGAUCUAUUUUUCCAUUUUGGGACAUUCUCUAUUAAAUGUUUCAUUAGUUUUUAUAUUAUUUUAGAUAAAUGUGAACUUCAUAUUAAUUAACUUAUUUAUUCAUAUUUUAUUAUAAAGUAAAUUACUAAAGUAAGAGAGAAGGAAUAAAAUAGAUUCAAUUUUUAGUAAUCAGUCAUCUUGUGGACCGGAGGGAGUAAUAUGCAUAAAAGCAUGAUGGUGAGCCACGGAGGGACUAGGGUAGUUAUAGGGCUAAAUUAACAGGCGAGGAAGAAAUUUAAGUAAAAGAGAAAGAAGCAAACUAGUUGCAAUGAUGUAUUUAAGGUGGUCAGAAAAUAUGGAGAGAGAUGCAUGGGAAAGAGGUGAUGAGGAAGGAGGCAGGCCGUGAAAAUUCCGUAGAAACAUGUGAAAUCUGCCAACCUCGUGAAUGUGUUUGUGAGAGGAAAUCCCCCCUCAAGCCAUGGAAGAAAGGCCCCGCGAGGGGAAAAGGCGGUCCUCAGAACGCCACCUGCGAGUACCGUGGCGUUCGACAGAGGACUUGGGGGAAGUGGGUGGCCGAGAUAAGAGAGCCCAAGAAGAGGACCAGGCUCUGGCUGGGCUCUUUCUCCACCGCCGAAGAGGCUGCCAUGGCUUACGAUGAAGCCGCAAGAAGGUUAUAUGGGCCCGAGGCGUACCUUAACCUGCCCCACUUGAGAUCCAACUUCAAUCCAUUGAGCAAGUCGCACAAGUUCAAAUGGUUCCCUGCCAAUACCUUCCACUCCAAGCUGUCCACUACAGGACUGCUGAAUUUGAAUGCGCAGCCGAGCGUCCAUGUGAUCCACCAGAGGCUGCAAGAACUCAAGAAGAGUGGCGUUCUUGGUCAGGAUUAUUCAUCAAGUUCAUCAUCCAGUGAUCCCAAAAACAACGUGCAGGUUCUAAGCGAGGAGCCACAACUAGAAAUUCAUGACGCAGCAGAGAAAGAUACCGAGUUUUCAUCUAAGAGUAAAGUGAUUACCGCUGAAGAGAAGCCGCAGAUUGAUCUCAACGAAUUCCUCCAGCAGCUCGGAUUACUAAAAGGAGAGGGACAUCAGCCAUGUGAGAGUGAUAACACAUCAAAGAAUUUCACGGAGAUGGAAUCAUUAUCAUUCAAAGAUGAUGAGGAAGAUGCAUUCGGUACCUGUGCAGCUAACCAUUUUAACUGGGAUACACUGAGUGAAAUAGCAGAAGCAGAUAUACAUCUAGGAGCAGAAACCACCAAUUUCCAUGUACGUGAUAGUAACGAAGAGAUGUUUUUUCAUCCAUCAAUCUGGAACUUUUAGGGGAGUCGGGGAUUUUUUUUGUCAUCACAGGUUUCAAUACUAAUAGGAAUAUUUCCCUACAUAGACUACUUUAGCUCAUGUGCAACAGCUCUGUUUUGUAUAAUAUAGCAAGUAAAAGAAGUCCCUAAAACACAUGACAGCACACCGUGAGACGCUGUGUCUUAGAAGUAGAUGUAUGACUUACCUUUCCCUGCCUUGUCUAGCAGUUUCAUUUGCUUUAUACUGACA
This is a messenger RNA of Salvia splendens (bonfire salvia), 1893 nucleotides long. RefSeq names its product dehydration-responsive element-binding protein 2F. The record is from RefSeq and is a predicted model, not a curated record. Lineage: Eukaryota; Viridiplantae; Streptophyta; Magnoliopsida; Lamiales; Lamiaceae. The transcript is spliced from 2 exons. Gene Ontology annotation, biological process: response to stress; positive regulation of DNA-templated transcription. The coding region runs from base 715 to 1665 and encodes 316 amino acids. Gene Ontology annotation, molecular function: transcription cis-regulatory region binding; DNA-binding transcription factor activity. Gene Ontology annotation, cellular component: nucleus.